UGCAAAAACGCCUCAGGUGGCACGGUAUCUGACUACAUUCCUCAGUUAGCUAGACAAAACCCCCAUCUCUGGGGAGUUUCGAUAUGCACAAUCGAUGGUCAAAGGGUCUCCCUUGGCGAUUACAAAAAGAAAUUUUGUCUCCAAAGCGUAUCAAAGGCAUUCACCUAUUCGAUCGUCGCUUCGGAUUUGGGUCCAGAUGUGGUGCAUUCGUAUGUUGGGCAUGAACCAAGUGGCCGGAUUUUUGAUGAAAUCUGUCUCGAUGGAAAUGGAAAGCCUCACAACCCGAUGAUCAAUGCAGGUGCGAUAAUCGUCACAUCGCUGUUGAAGAGAAACAUGACCAUGGCGGAUCGUUUCGAUUUUGCUUUGCAAGAAUACCGGAAAAUGGCUGGAGGAGAACACAUUGGCUUCGAUAACGCGACAUUCCUUUCCGAAAGAGACGCUGCCGAUCGCAACUAUGCGCUUUCCUACUAUAUGAAGGAAAACGAUUGUUUCCCAAGUGGAACAAAGAGUCUCCGAGAGGAACUGGAACUGUACUUCCAACUUUGUUCAAUGGAGACAAACUGCGACACAUUGUCCGUGUCUGCCCUCUUACAAAUGAACGUUGCAUUUCGCCGCAACCAUGUCGAGACGUGCUCUCAUUAA
Messenger RNA from Cooperia oncophora, 642 nucleotides. The record is from the annotation of a GenBank genome assembly. NCBI's taxonomy places the organism in Eukaryota, Metazoa, Nematoda, Chromadorea, Rhabditida, Trichostrongylidae.